This is a messenger RNA of Telopea speciosissima, 1465 nucleotides long. Its product is annotated as S-adenosylmethionine decarboxylase proenzyme-like. NCBI's taxonomy places the organism in Eukaryota, Viridiplantae, Streptophyta, Magnoliopsida, Proteales, Proteaceae. Gene Ontology annotation, cellular component: cytosol. The coding region runs from base 196 to 1416 and encodes 406 amino acids. The record is from RefSeq and is a predicted model, not a curated record. Gene Ontology annotation, molecular function: adenosylmethionine decarboxylase activity. The transcript has a single exon. Gene Ontology annotation, biological process: spermine biosynthetic process; spermidine biosynthetic process.
CUGACUACCCCUUAGUUGCGAUCAUCGGUAGUGUAGGAUAAUUAAGUAUUUCCCUUUUGAUUUCUCCAAAUAAGCACAAUAACUCUCUCUGGCUAGCUGUUCUUAGACAACCUCGAAACCAUCUCUCAUUUUCUCUCUUCCUCAUCUGCAACUGCAAAUUAAAGUACCAUUCAGUUUACAUUCAAAGUCGAUUCGAUGACCGUUCCAAUGGGUACUACAGCAAACCCAUCCCCUCCGUCACCAAUCGGAUUCGAAGGAUUCGAAAAACGCCUCGAAAUCACCUUCUCCGAAGCUCCCAUCUUUGUCGACCCCCAAGGUCUUGGUCUCCGAGCCCUGACUCGGUCCCAACUCGACUCGAUCCUCGAUGCAGCUCGCUGCACCAUAGUUGCUCAACUCUGCAACUCCGAGUUCGACUCAUACGUUCUCUCCGAGUCAAGCCUCUUCGUUUACCCUCUAAAGAUAAUUCUCAAGACUUGCGGGACAACAAAGCUGCUUUCAGCGAUUCCUCAGAUUCUCAAACUCGCGAGUUCUCUCUCGCUCUCUGUUUUCUCUGCUAAGUAUUCUCGUGGGAGCUUCAUCUUCCCUGAUGCUCAACCUUCCCCUCAUCGUAACUUCACUGAAGAAGUCACCGUGCUUAAUGGGUAUUUUGGUAAUUUAACCUCCGGAGGAAGGGCUUACGUCAUGGGUAAUCCAUCGAUUCCGAAUCAGAACUGGCACAUCUACAUGGCCUCUGAGAACCCACCAACAGAUGCUAAUCGUACGGCUGUGGUCACAAUGGAAAUGUGCAUGACUGGGUUGGAUCGGGAACGAGCUGCCUUGUUUUACAAGAAAUCGGAAGGAGACUCGGCCAAGGAAAUGACUAAUCUCGCUGGAAUCGCCGAGAUUAUGCCUUCUCAUGAGAUAUGCGACUUUGAGUUCGAUCCAUGCGGUUACUCUAUGAAUGCAAUCGACGGUGGAGCUCUCUCUACAAUCCACGUCACCCCUGAAGACGGAUUCAGUUACGCCAGCUAUGAGGCCAUGGGGUUCGACCCCGGUUCGGUCGGGUUCGAACCGCUAAUCAAACGCGUGCUGAAGUGUUUCCGUCCGGCUCAGUUCUCUGUUGCUGUAACUUGCUUGGGCGAUGGUGGACCCUACAUGUGGGGCGAGGAUGAAUUUGUGGAAGGUUACAUGUGCGAGAACGUGGCGAAACAAGAACUUCCAGGUGGUGGGUGCGUAGUGUACCGUUGCUUCACCGAAAGAGAGAACGUGUGCGUGGUGUCUUCCCCUAAAUCGACUCUGCAUUGCUGGGAAGACGUGGGAGAGGAAGAAGAAAUUGUUGAGAUGGUGGAGAAAAAGAACAAGAACAAGAGGAAGAAGAAGAAGAGUAAAAGCGUUGGUGCAACUGCGCCGGUGUGUAACUGCGUUUCUGUGGCUUAGUUUCGGUUCAGCCAGCCAGACAGGUUUAUAUGUGGUGGUCCAUCUGUUU